Messenger RNA from Protopolystoma xenopodis, 465 nucleotides. NCBI's taxonomy places the organism in Eukaryota, Metazoa, Platyhelminthes, Monogenea, Polystomatidea, Polystomatidae. The record is from the annotation of a GenBank genome assembly.
GAUUUGCCUGAGUUUUUUGAAGACACUAUGUCCGAAUGGAUGUUGAUCCAUUGUCAAAUUCUUCAGUUGGAUCCUUGCACCACCCAACUUGUUAAUGCAAGUGCCUCUGUCGUGUCAGAAAGUGGAAUCGCUUCGGGCUUUGGAGGUAGCGAGGAAGCUGGUUGCCUUGUAGAGCAUGUCAAAUCGCAAGUCUGCGACAAUAUUGGCUUAUAUGCUAGCAAGUACGAAGAAGAGUUUACCCCCUUUUUAUCCGGUUUCGUCACAGAUGUCUGGCAAAUGCUGCUCACUACUAGUCAAGAAACUCGGUUCGAUAUGCUUGUUGGAAAUGCCAUUGAAUUUCUCAGCUCUGUGGUCGCACGGCCUCAACAUCGACACCUCUUUGAGUCACCAGAGACUCUUCAAAGUCUUUGUGAGAAGGUCAUCUUACCCAAUAUGCAUCUUAGAGUAAAUAUGAAGCUCCCAUGA